ACCGGGCGGCCGCACGGCUUCCCUGGCAGGAAGCGGCGCCUGUCGUCCGGCUCUAUGACGCCGUCUUGGCUCACGUUGCCCACAGAGUCUCCUCCCAGGACCUCUGCGGCCUGUCGUGGCCCCCCCCCCGCCGAGUUCAGUCAGCCGGAGACCCGAGCGUUGGUCCCUCAUCUGGGCUGGAACUCUGCGCAGCAUCUCUCCUGGCUGCGUGGCGUUAUCCUCAGUCUGCUGCUGCCAGAGUGGGAGGAGACACCUGCUGCAGACUGCUGGCCGGAUCUCUGCUCCUCCAUGUUUGGUUACGCUGCUAAGAUCCCAGCUUCACGUCACAGUCAGCCGCUCCUCAUGUCCCGGCUGGAAAACCUUCUGGAAAGGGUCCGACUUCAGGCUCAACACCCCCGACCCCCCCAAUCCAGCCCAGCCGAUGGAAACACUGACCUGGAAGAGCCGGGGGUUCAGAUUCCCUGGGAGGAUGUUGUGCUGAUCUUCAUGGACCACAAACUGAAAGACUGGCAGCCGCCCGGACCUCCUACCUGUGGAGACGCAGUGACCGAGGACGGCGAGAUCCUGGUUUACUUCCCCACAGCUUCUCUGGAGGGUUUCAGACCUCCUGAAGAGUGGACGCAGGCCGUGGAAAAAACCCACAGAGAGAAGCAGCAGCAGCAGGAGAGGGACGGAGCGACUCAGGCUCCCUGCGCGCCGCCUCCUGCUCCAUCUCCCAGGCAGAGGUUGUUCCAGAGCUCGGUGGAGGCCCCCGGGGCCCCGAGGCCCCGUCUGGACGUCACUCACAGCCCCUCAGCAGAGGAGCUGCUGGCCCACAAGGUCCUGCAGAGCUUGGAGGAAGAACAGGCUGAGAGCAAGAGGAGCUUGGAGCAGCUGAGGCGCUGGCUGGACGGCGACCCGUUGGACCAUCUGUCCACUCCGCUCUUUAUGCUGUCCUCCACCCUGCUGUCCUCACCGACCACCAUGAAGGUUGCUCCUUCAGGCCGGACCCAAGACGCUGCUGCAGCCACGCAGGUCUCCUCUCCUCCUCACCACUCCUUUCUUACCUUCAUUUCUUCUUCUUCUGGGCUUAUUCUGUUAGUUCUGGUCUUCUUGUCCUCCCACAGGCCUGAGCUGGAUCAGCGUGUGGACGGGCCUUCCUGGUCCAAAGCGCCUCCGGUACCGCUGGCUCGGAGGCUGCAGGACCUGGAGCGUCAGAUCCUGGCGAGCAGAGAGGAGGAGCUGGCCUGCAGGCUGAAGCUGAGCGGGCUGCUGAGCAUCGUGGACGACUGA
This is a messenger RNA of Fundulus heteroclitus (mummichog), 1272 nucleotides long. Its product is annotated as germinal-center associated nuclear protein-like. NCBI's taxonomy places the organism in Eukaryota, Metazoa, Chordata, Actinopteri, Cyprinodontiformes, Fundulidae. The transcript is spliced from 5 exons. Bases 55 to 1272 code for a protein of 405 amino acids. The record is from RefSeq and is a predicted model, not a curated record.